Molecule: messenger RNA, 2196 nt
Organism: Fusarium graminearum PH-1
Lineage: Eukaryota; Fungi; Ascomycota; Sordariomycetes; Hypocreales; Nectriaceae
Exons: 1
Coding region: 1-2196 (731 amino acids)
Source: RefSeq, a predicted model, not a curated record
AUGGCAUCUCACGACGACUUAAGCGAUAUCGAGAUGGCGACACGGCCUCAACACCUGACCCAACAGGCAAAUCAUGAAAAGGUCACAUCUACGUCUCGAAUAGAAACAGAGCAAGACCAUGAGACGUUGCCAAUGUUGCCUGGCUCAACUCGAACAUCCAAUAACAGACGAUAUUCCUGGUGGCAGAGCAUAGGGCCAAUCAGCGCUACUAUCCUCAUAGUCGGCACCCUGGUCAUUCUAGCCUCAUUCUUCAUUCUUAUCGUCCUCUGGCACGGUGCUGCAGAUGCUAUAAAUCACAAAACUCCUAUGAUUCCAAGUCUGUGGAAGACAAUUGUCUUUAAAGACAGGACUGCACAAGUCAUAACCAUUUGCUCUGCUACGAUUCGGACUUCUAUGUCACUGCAAAUAGGUGUGCUUGUUUCGGCUUUAGCUGCAGUCAUACUCGAGACGUCGGGAACAAGAAUGAUGGAUAUUCCUGUUUUAUCCAUUGGCAGGAUGCAAUCAAGCCCUAUCGGCAUGCUUCCCAUUGUUCUCAGGCAAGCAAUAAAUAGUCUUUCAGGGGCUUGGCAUUCUUGCAUUAUCAUCACAUCGGUUAUCAUCCUACUUGUCUCCAACUUAAACUCCACAAUACUCCUGUCUGACUUGGGAAAUUCUGACAUCCCAGGUCCGCAUGUCAAAAACGACACAGGUAUUUCCUUCAGAUCAUCGGUUGGGAUAGGUGCCCAAGAUAUCAUGUCUUGGGCCGUCAAGCCAAAGGCACAGUGGCGCUUCGCUGAAACACGAUUUGGCAAAAGCACAUUUGGUGAUACCGGGCGGGUUUAUCGUGCGUUUCUGCCUUUUCAAGAUGAAUAUACAAGAGCAUCGCUAGAGUACUAUUCAGGACCUGCCGUUGUCGCUAAUACAAGGACUAUUUGUACUCCCCUUCCAUUGUACGAGAUCAGCAUUGGGUACAGGUCAGAGGACGUUAUGAGAUUUGGACCAACAUUGCACCUACGGGAGAAAAGGCACCUUCGAGAGUUUGAAUGUGGAAUACUUCCAACUGCAGGAGUAAAUAGAACAAGCUGGUCUGUAACACUGUGUUCAAACCAUACCGGCAAAGACGCUCGUCAAUUCGAUGAUGAGCUCAACAUCAAGCUCAAUAGUGAUAGAACACUGCUACUCGAAAGAGAGAAAUACCGCAUGAGAAAUAUCUUCAUCAUAAACACAACAGCUGAUAUCUGGCCGAUGUUGAAGGAGGAUGGAGUGAUUCCGAAGCGACUUCAAAAGCUAUCGUCAAAGGCGGAAGGGUUAUGGACGCGAAUUUACGAUACAACUGGCGCCGAAGUUCUCGCUGCCACAGUUUGCAACGCCAACAUUGCCAAAGCAGGCAUCUAUAACGUCACCAUGACUGGCGACGCUAUCCCUAGGGAGCCGCAUUGGACUCCUAACUUUAACUACUAUGACGGUUCUAGUUACACCUUGGAUCGACAGGGGUUCUUAAGAAACAAAACGAGGUCAAUCCUGUCGCAGUUCGGUAUUGGUGUUGAAACAAACGACACAGCGCAACGUGGCAUUUUAAAACUCGACAUCGGUCCUCUGACGGACGAGGAUAAUUCUUAUCCCCCUGGACUAGACAGGAGUGGCACGGACAGUUACUUAGAUGGCGUUCUAGAUGAAAAGUCGGUAGGAUCAAACACAACAUGGGACAUGAGUGACGGUAAUGUAGUCGUUCAAACAUGGUCGGCGCACGAACUUUAUCGUGCAGUUUUUCUGACCAGUCUGCUGAUAACAGGGGAUCCUGCACUUGCAAUCCAAAGUGUAUUGACAAGACUUCAACAAGUGCCCUACUACGAACUUCUCGAACAUAACGAUAUUAUAUACCCAAUUACUACCCAGCAUAUGACCAAAAGACUUAUCCCAGUCCAAUGGUUGGGACUCGGUCUCGUUAUUGGUAUGGCUGUUGUGCACCUGAUUCAGGUCUUUGUUGUUAUUAUUGUUUUUCUGUCUAGGACUAGACUCUCUGCUCUAGGCAAUGCGUGGCAGGCAGUCGCACAGGCAACUCAUGUCACAAAAGCUGUUGAGUCAUCUGAGACAGGCUUGGAUAAGGAUAUCAGUGCAUGGGCAGAGGCUAAUGGGCAAGACAAAGAUAUUUAUGUGUUAUCUCUGUCACCGCAAGCUGGGAAGGUGGAACUUCGCCGAAGACAACGGAAGGGUUGA